AUGUCCUCCCGUCGCCAGUAUACGCGCACUGACCAGUACGCUGCCCAGUGGACCGACGCGCCGUACUCCUCGCCCCCCGCCAACUACCCAUCCACCGCAUACCAGCAACCACAGCAGUCCAUGCCCGCGUAUGACGCCCACGGGAGCCAAAUGUACGCCACCGAUCCAUAUUACGCGGGAACAAACCCGUACGGAGCGUCCCCAUCACCCGUGCAGCAGUCCGCGCCCCGAGCAGCCUACCCCGUCGUCGACUCCGUGACCGCCAGCAUGGGUGCCAUGGCGGUCAGCCAGCCCUGCGCACGAUACCCAGGAUACUCCGCAUCAGCAUCGUCAGGAGGCUACGCCUCCACCUCGGCGUACGCGUCACAAUCGGUCGAUGCAUACGCGCCGUCCACAAACCCUCAGCGCGCCGGCGGAGUCCCGAUCCCCAUGCGUCGACCCACCUACGAUCCCGCAGUCUAUGGGCGCUCCCCGACAGGGGAGGGAAUGGCCUACAUCCAACCCCCCAUGCACCACCACCGCUCCGGCUUCCACUCAUCCUCUGGGAUGGCGGCGCCGCACGACGACUAUGCGCUCGACUACGCGGACGAGUAUGGGCACCCCGACGCGCGCGAGUCCUCCCCCUUCGGUGCAUCGCAGGCGCGUCCGUACGCGUGCGACAUCUGCCAGCUCGCCUUCAAUCGGCAGCACGACCUCAAGCGACACCGGGAGACGCAUACCGGGGAGAAGCCCUACCUCUGCAACGGAGGUUGCGGGAAGACCUUCACGCGCAAGGACGCGCUGAAGCGGCAUCAGCUCGUCAAGGGCUGCGGUAAAAUCGAUGAAGCCUAA
Messenger RNA from Schizophyllum commune H4-8, 831 nucleotides. RefSeq lists its product as uncharacterized. The transcript is spliced from 2 exons. Gene Ontology annotation, biological process: regulation of transcription by RNA polymerase II. Lineage: Eukaryota; Fungi; Basidiomycota; Agaricomycetes; Agaricales; Schizophyllaceae. The record is from RefSeq and is a predicted model, not a curated record. Gene Ontology annotation, molecular function: RNA polymerase II cis-regulatory region sequence-specific DNA binding; DNA-binding transcription factor activity, RNA polymerase II-specific. Bases 1 to 831 code for a protein of 276 amino acids.